CGGACCCUCGGAGACUGUGUAAGACAGAAGAAUCAGUCAGUGUCUCCUGAGGCGGUGAAGGCUAACUGGCAGAAGAUUUGUGACUUUGAUAAUGCCAGCAAGCCUCAGAGAAUUCAAGGCUAGAGCUAUUGGCUACAAACUUCCUCCAUUUUCUUCUACUUACACAAAACUGGAAGCUAUUAUGUAUGCCCUUGGAGUGGGAGCAUGGCUCAAGGAACCAGAAAAUUUGAAAUUUAUUUAUGAAGGAAGCUCUGAUUUCUCCUGUUUGCCUACCUUUGGAGUUAUUAUAGCACAGAAAUCCAUCAUGGGUGGAGGAUUAGCAGAGAUUCCUGGGCUUUCAAUCAAUUUUGCAAAGGUUCUUCAUGGGGAGCAGUACUUGGAGUUGUAUAAGCCACUUCCCAGAGAUGGCCAUGACCUUGAGAUCCUUGAAGUCGCUACCAAUCAUCCAGAAUGUUGGAAAGCUGCUGGUUUCUCCACCUCCUAACAGCGGACUCCCUCUGGGACUGGUACGGGAUUCAGCUUCCUGUUCAUGCCCAGAACUGGAAAAUACACUGAGUAAAAUGGUCUGUAAA
Manis pentadactyla (Chinese pangolin) is the source of this 572-nucleotide messenger RNA. Its product is annotated as peroxisomal multifunctional enzyme type 2-like. Gene Ontology annotation, cellular component: peroxisome. The record is from RefSeq and is a predicted model, not a curated record. The coding region runs from base 92 to 484 and encodes 130 amino acids. NCBI's taxonomy places the organism in Eukaryota, Metazoa, Chordata, Mammalia, Pholidota, Manidae. The transcript has 4 exons.